This is a messenger RNA of Phymastichus coffea, 1277 nucleotides long. RefSeq lists its product as uncharacterized. The coding region runs from base 394 to 753 and encodes 119 amino acids. NCBI's taxonomy places the organism in Eukaryota, Metazoa, Arthropoda, Insecta, Hymenoptera, Eulophidae. The record is from RefSeq and is a predicted model, not a curated record. The transcript is spliced from 2 exons.
CGUAUAAUACACAGAUACGUCGAAGAUUCGCUAUAGAAUCUAAAAUAAUUCGCUGAUCAUAUUGAAAAAUGUCAUGUUUCGAUUUAACGUUUGAAUCAAUAAUGAGUAAAUUUUUUCAAUAUAUAUUCCUCAUACCACUGUUAAAUUGAACUUGAAACUUGAAUUAUUUUUACAUUAAGUGUAUAGUCGUAGCAAAGAGGGUUAUGUUUAUGUCUUUAAUUGUAUGUGUCCACUUUUACAUGUAUUUUAUAGAUAAUAGUAGUUAUUACUGUAAAUUGAACAACACUAACGCGACAAUUUUGUCGAAACUCGCUCAGGUCAGAGAUAGACACGCAAUAAAGCAGAGCCAUUAAAACAAGAACAAGCAGUCAUUAUAAUUCCAACUGAACAAUAAUGGAUGUUGAUGCUGUGACAACUUCUAUCAGUACAAUGAAACUAAUAGAACGAGGUGAAAAAUCUUUCAAUGAAAAGUGGUGGCAUUUUAAAUUAAAUUACAAUAUAGAAAAUGUUAAACUACUUGUGAAAACACCUGAAUGCAAGAAAAAUCGUACCCACUACUUUAUUGAAAAAGUUCAAGUACGUGUGUUGAAGCAAGAUAUAUGUAUCUUAGAGAAAAAUGAAAAAGAAGGUGUACUUAGUGAAUAUUUUAAAACUAAAGAAUUUCAAGAUCUAAAACGUUCAGCUAAAUAUUGGUUACAGAAAUUGUUGAAAGAUUUAAGUUCUUUGAAAGAAAGAUUAAAGAUUUCAGAGUAGACAAUGUUACAUAGUCGAUGUGACUUAAAAUGACAUUGCAAAACUAAUUGCUGGAUAUGUUUGUUGGUUAUAAAAGUGGAUAAUUAAUAUACAACUACUAUUCAAGGAAAACUUAUCAAUAUUCACACAUAUAGUUCCCCAACAUAGUGCAAUGUGUUUUUUUUAAGGCUGUGGUAUUAUGUACAUCUGUAUGUUUUGUAAAAAAGAUACAUUAUGUGCUUGAGAAGUCAAAUAUCAUAUAUUAACAUAAAAUUAACUAUGUAUUAUACAUUUCAUUAAAAGUCUUAUAAGUUUAUUAGUAGAAUAAAUGUAAGAUGAUUAAAUUUCUUUGUCUACAAGUUAACGCAAAAAUCUUUAAAAAAUUCUAAUAAAAUAAUUUUUUUACUCAUACUAAGGUUUGCUUUGUACUUUCCAAGUGUAAAAAUACCGCUACGUUAUGUCAACUAAAUCUAUGUCAACUAAAUCUAUGUAUAAUAUAUUACAUCGCCAAUCAUUUGUUCUUUUAUUCUAUAGAUAUAGAGAGG